AUGACUGUGGCCACAGAGACUACCGUUGUUUCGAAUGGAGUCGCCCCGGUGCACAAGGCCGGCAGGACGGGAACGCCACCAGAAGUCCCCUCCACUGAUUUGGACAUAAUUGACAUUCGCUGUGCCGCUGUCGAGCUCAAUAUCAAAGAAGAGAUAAAUUCUCUCUUCAAAGCUCACGAUGGCCCCAGAAGGCUUCCAACCCUACUUCUGUAUGACGAGCGAGGUCUACAGCUGUUUGAGGCGAUCACGUACCUAGAUGAGUACUACCUCACAAAUGAUGAAAUCCAAGUCCUCAGGGACUCGGCCUCCAAGGUUGCAGAGAGCAUUCCCGACGGUUCCAUGUUUAUUGAGCUCGGGAGUGGUAACUUGCGCAAGGUCAACCUGCUGCUCGAGGCCUUUGAACGCGCCGGGAAGAGCAUUGACUACUAUGCUCUGGAUCUGUCCCGGCAAGAGCUUGAGAGAACUCUUGCACAGCUACCUGCCUACAAACAUGUAAAAAGCCAUGGGCUUUGGGGCACCUACGAUGACGGGAGAGAAUGGUUGAAGCGACCAGCCAACGUUCGCCGCCAGAAAUGCGUUCUAUCCCUUGGGUCAAGUAUCGGCAACUUUCUCCGUGACGAGGCGUCGGAUUUCCUGAGAGGCUUCGCAGACGUACUGAGCCCAGGUGACACAAUGUUGGUUGGCUUGGACUCGUGUAUGGAUCCGGCCAAGGUCUAUCACGCGUACAACGAUCGGGACGGUGUCACUCACAACUUUAUACUUAAUGGGCUGGUCAACGCCAACCAAGUUCUUGGCGAAGAAGCAUUCAACCUUCAAGACUGGCAGGUAAUUGGCGAAUAUGUGUACGAUGUUGACGGUGGCCGACAUCAAGCUUUCUACGCGCCGACAAGGGACGUGGUAGUUCUCGGGGAGACAAUCAAAGCCAACGAACGCAUUCAGGUCGAACAGAGCCUAAAGUAUUCCCAAGCUGCCGCUACGAAACUAUGGAGUUUGGCCGGUAUGACAACAGCGGAUCGGUGGACCUUGGGAGAGGAAUACGGGCUCCACAUGCUAGUCAAGCCAAAAAUGCCAUUUAGCUUACUUCCAUCUGCUUAUGCAUCGUCCGCCCUGCCCAGUUUGAGCGACUGGGAGGGCAUCUGGACAGCAUGGGAUGCCGUCACCAGGGAUAUGCUCCCACAUGAGGAGCUUUUAGACAGGCCAAUUCGGCUUCGGAACGCUUGCAUUUUCUAUAUUGGGCAUAUACCAACUUUUCUGGAUAUCCAACUCAAUAAGACAACCAAAGCGCCACCAACCGAGCCCAAAGAGUACGCCUCCAUCUUCGAACGGGGCAUCGACCCGGAUGUCGAUAACCCCGAGAGAUGUCAUAGUCACUCAGAAACUCCAACCGAGUGGCCGCCGGUUCAUGAGAUCGUGACUUACCAAAAUAAAGUCCGCAAGCGGCUGCGGAGCUUGUACGACAGAGGGCCCGAAAGCAUCCCGCGCGACGUAGGGAGAGCCAUCUGGUGCAGCUUUGAGCAUGAGAUCAUGCACCUAGAGACGUUGCUGUACAUGCUCUUACAAAGCGAGAAGACACUUCCACCACCAAACACGGUGCAUCCCGAUUUCAAGGAGCUGGCCAAGAAAGCAAGAGCUGCAAGGGUCUCGAACGAAUGGUUUGACGUGCCAGCGAAGGAGAUCAGCAUUGGCUUGGACGAUCCGGAAGACGGAACCGAUGUUCAACGCCAUUAUGGAUGGGACAACGAGAAGCCAAGGAGGAAAGUCAAAGUGCAUGCCUUCCAGGCCCAGGGGAGAGCCAUCACCAACGAGGAGUAUGCGCAAUAUAUGUACGCAACAAACACGUCGCAGUUACCAGCAUCCUGGGUAGAGGUCAAGCCAGGCGAGCUGCUGAAUGGCGACGCCUCCGCGAACGGGUCCGCGGGCCCAACUCAGGCCAACGGCCAUGCCCACACCAACGGCCACAACAGCGGCCACUCAUCGCUGCCAAGCUCUUUCCUCUCGGACAAGGCGGUGCGGACAGUCUAUGGCCUCGUACCUCUGGAGUAUGCCCUUGACUGGCCUAUCUCCGCCUCGUACAACGAGCUCUCCGGCUGUGCGUCUUGGAUGGGCGGGCGCAUCCCAACUUUCGAGGAGGCACGCAGCAUUUACGACCACGUCGACAUCCUGAAAAGAGAGGAGGCCGAGAGAAAACUCGGGAAGACGGUCCCCGCUGUGAACGGUCAUCUCAGCAAUGACGGCGUCGAAGAGACGCCGCCAUCACGAGCUGCAGGAAAAUCCGAGGGAGAUGGGGAUCAAAGCGAUCUCUUCAUCGACCUCGACGGCGCCAACAUCGGGUUCCAACACUGGCACCCGGUUCCAAUCACGGCGAAUGGCAACCGCUUGGCCGGGCAGGGCGAGAUGGGCGGCGUCUGGGAGUGGACCAGCUCACCACUCCGGAGGUGGCCUGAGUUCGAGCCCAUGGCCCUGUAUCCUCUCUAUACUUCCGACUUCUUUGACGAGAAGCAUAAUAUCGUCCUGGGUGGGUCAUGGGCCACGCACCCGCGAAUUUCCGGGCGAAAGUCAUUCGUUAACUGGUACCAACGCAAUUACUUGUUUGCGUGGGUGGGAGCCAGGCUCGUGCGAGACGCUCAGUAA
Molecule: messenger RNA, 2631 nt
Organism: Diaporthe amygdali
Lineage: Eukaryota; Fungi; Ascomycota; Sordariomycetes; Diaporthales; Diaporthaceae
Exons: 13
Coding region: 1-2631 (876 amino acids)
Source: RefSeq, a predicted model, not a curated record